Molecule: messenger RNA, 2025 nt
Organism: Peronospora belbahrii
Lineage: Eukaryota; Oomycota; Peronosporomycetes; Peronosporales; Peronosporaceae
Source: the annotation of a GenBank genome assembly
AUGGAGAUUCCUACUGUCGCUAUGAGUAACGUUAUCAAGCUUGAUACACUAGACCUGAUGCUUUGUAGUGGUUACCUAUGUUCUGUGCUAUUUGUGGGUCUUUUUUUUACUUUUCGAGAGCAACGUGCGCGUGAAAAGCUUCGUCUAAUACGUCUGCAUCAUCAGGCUUUGAUGAAUGCCGGAGCACGAGACGUCAAGCGUCUUGAGAAUACGUCUCAAAGCCUUGAACCAGUCAAUAACAAUCACAUACUAGAGGAUUAUUACCUUGGUGGACGGUCUAUUCCUUGGAUUGCAUUAGCAGUGGCUGAUGUGAGCUCGUACAUUGAUAUUUCGGGUACUAUGAUUAAUACGGCACUGGUCUACGCACUAGGUGUUAAAGGCAUGUACAUUGAAAUCCGUGGUGGUUUAUGUUUGUUCUUGGCUUUUCAAUUGGCCUACACAGGAAAGCUAUCGCGUCGCUGCCCAGUCAAAACGAGAGGAGAAUGGAUUAAAUUUCGGUUUGGAAAGCGCCUUGAUGCUGUACUGCUUCGAACGACAAUUGCCAUUACAUCCUUGUCAAGUGGCAUUUUUGCGACCACGUACUUUGCUGUGGGUGGAGGAAAAUUCUUCACGGAAUUCGUGAAGCUCCCCGAGUGGGGCGGACUACCGUCUGAGUUUUGGGCCGCGUCGAUCUUGAUGGCUGUGGCAAUGUUGUACACCGUCGCGUCUGGAUUCUCAACUGUUGUAUACACCGAUGUGUAUCAGAGUAUUUUCAUCUUCAUCUCUUUCAUUGUUAUUGCGGUAAUGGGCUUCAUGGUACAGCUACCGGAUCAGUUCUCAGUAUUCCUUUUGGAGAAAACGGUACGUGCUGAACCAGAGUACAUUGAAGUGAGCACCACACGAAGCGCGUGGGUGUCGGCUGUGCCGCCAAAUUCUUUGGGAUUACCCAACGAUGCCUCCUUCUCCAUGUACAACUCCUUCAGUCUCAUCUUGGCAUCAUAUUCAUUGAUACAAAUGAUGCGAUCGGCAUCCGGACCUGGUGGUUCUGGACUGCAGACCGUUCUCGCUACCAAGUCGGAGCGCGAUGUGCAAUCGCAAACAUUCUUGGCCAUGGUGUUCCUGAGUCUACGCUGGGCCUUCAGUGGCGGCAUUGCCGUGAUGGGUAUCCACUAUUCAAUGCAGCAUGCUGGGGUGAUGAUUGAACCGGAACGUGUGGUGCCGAUUGUGAUUGACAAGGUGUUGCCUGUUGGUGCAAAAGGGUUUAUAUUGGCAUCACUAUUGGCAGCAGCGCUUACUACCUUCGAUACAACUAUCAACAGCUCGUCAUCAUACUGGACCGUGGAUAUCUAUCAGGCUCUCAUCAAUCCGAAAGCGUCUGAGCGACAACUGUUGUGGCAUGCUCGACUGUCAUCAGUUUUCGUGAUGCUGGCUGGUCUCUUGCUGUCGCUGGACGUGAGCACCAUCAAUCGUAUUUGGGGCUUUAUGACUAUCGCUAUGGCGGGUGGCCUCAUCUGGCCCUUCUUUUUUUCAUGGUACUGGGCUCGCUUUAAUGCGCUCAGCUGUCUUCUGGGGGUCGCUUCGGGCUACAUCACUGCGAUUGCUGUGUUCAUCUUUGCACCAUUGCUUGUAGAGUUCAGGGCUUUCAUAAUUACAUCUUCAGUGUCCGGGAUCAUCUCCGUUGCGGUCUGUUUGUUAACGCGGCCCAAGCCCGAUAAGCUGCUUCGGCGGUUCUACCGUUAUGCACGACCACCGGGUGCCUGGCACAGAAUCAAGCACGUUUGCUUUACGCAAGAGGUGAUCUCAGAAAUUGACGCGGAAAACCAUGCCGACUUGGCAUGCACAGGACUGAUUGUCGUCGCUCAAUUGGCACUGUAUGUUUUGGCGGUGAGUGUUGUGGCCAAGGCGUGGAUCCAGAGCCUCGUGCUUGCGACUGUCCUCGUCAUCACCUUACCGCUCAUUUAUUCGAAGUGGUAUGUGAAGCUGAACGAUCAUCCUGUUGGUCUCCGCAAAGACGGCUCAAACAUGUCACUGCUACGCUCUGCUUAA